AUGAGCGUAGAUGCGUUGGGAAGCCCCGUGAUGGACCCUGCGUUUUCCAAACGGAGCACGGCACUGAGAUUAGUUGACUUGGCAGGGGCUCACCACCAUCACCAUCAUCAUCACCACCAUACCCCUCAGAGCGUGACAGGCUUCCCGGGGUUUGGCGGGCACGCGCACUCAAUGGCUCACGCGCACCCUGGGGAGAUCACGGCGGAACCCCGCCUGGGGCCGAGUCCAUUCGGGCCAGAACCCAUGGGGCACUCGGCGGCCCUCAAAAUCAGCCCAGCCCAUCAUUAUCCCCACCACCACCACCACCACCACCACCAUCACAAUCAUCAUAUCGCAGGCCACGGUGAAGUGGUCUCCAGUCCAACGGGAGCUUUCGGCCCGGUGCAGGCUGCAGCGACGGUCCCGUACUCCAUGUCUCACGCGGCCCAGGCUCUAUCCGCAGGUAGGGAUUUCCUUAUUCGCCGAGAUCUGACAGCUCAAGGCGCCAUGCCCGCGCUGACCGAGCAGACCUCUGGUUCCGCCUCUCACCACGGAGUGUUUGUCUCGACCACAGGUAGCUACCCGGGACACUAUGGCCACCUUCACCCUGACGCCGGAGCGCAUGCUCUCUUCCCUGGACUCCAUCAUGAGCAGCCGUCCAACGGAGCACCGGGUGGCCAAGCCUCAAACGGACAAAUAAGGCUAGGCUUACCGGGAGACAUGUACGUCAGGACCGAUCACUUGAGUCAAGUGGCGAGCAGCAGAUCGGAUCCGUUUGCAACAUCUUCGCCUCUCCACGGUCUCAAUCUGAACAUGAACCUCAGCACUCACCACCACCACCACCACCAUCACGGACACGGUGCCUUCUUCCGUUACAUGAGGCAACCGAUCAAGCAAGAGCUCAUCUGCAAGUGGCUCGAGCCAGAAAACUCGGCCAAGAAACUCUGCUCCAAAACUUACAGCACCAUGCACGAGCUGGUGACGCAUGUGACCGUGGAGCACGUCGGCGGACCCGAGCAGGCGAACCACGUCUGUUUCUGGGAAGAGUGUCCGCGAGAAGGGAAACCAUUUAAAGCCAAGUAUAAGCUCGUGAACCAUAUCAGAGUGCACACCGGAGAGAAACCGUUUCCGUGUCCGUUCCCUGGCUGUGGCAAAGUGUUUGCCCGAUCAGAAAACCUGAAAAUCCACAAGAGGACGCACACAGGCGAAAAGCCAUUCAAGUGCGAAUUUGAUGGCUGUGACCGACGCUUUGCCAACAGCAGCGACCGGAAGAAGCACUCGCACGUGCACACCAGCGACAAGCCAUACAACUGCAAAGUGCGCGGCUGUGACAAGUCCUACACACACCCAAGCUCCCUGCGCAAACACAUGAAGGUGCACUGCAAGUCACCACCUCCUCCGAGCUCAGGCUACGAGUCCUCCACUCCGUCCCUGGUGUCCCCGUCAUCCGAUUUGGGUCGAGACACUCUGUCAGGGUCGCAGGCCGCCAAUCUGAGCGAGUGGUACGUGUGUCACAGCUCGGGUCCUGGUGGCACACACACCCCUCCGAGCGGCUCGUCCACCCCGGAUCCCUCAGAGGCUCCACCGUAUCAGAACUCCUGA
Neoarius graeffei (lesser salmon catfish) is the source of this 1581-nucleotide messenger RNA. It is a transcript of the gene zic4, whose product is annotated as zic family member 4. The record is from RefSeq and is a predicted model, not a curated record. The coding region runs from base 1 to 1581 and encodes 526 amino acids. Lineage: Eukaryota; Metazoa; Chordata; Actinopteri; Siluriformes; Ariidae. Gene Ontology annotation, cellular component: nucleus. Gene Ontology annotation, biological process: central nervous system development; regulation of transcription by RNA polymerase II. The transcript has 2 exons. Gene Ontology annotation, molecular function: RNA polymerase II cis-regulatory region sequence-specific DNA binding; DNA-binding transcription factor activity, RNA polymerase II-specific.